GCUGGAUCAUUGUGAUUCUACGUUACUGCUGCUUUUUAUGUCAGUUUAAAGUCUUUAAGAAUAAUUGGCAUUUGCUCUUAAAGCUCAAUUUUCUUACAAAAAAAAGUUCCAGAAGCACUUAUAUCUUCAACAGUCUCCUGUCUCCCGUCAUUUUGUUUUUAUUUUUUUCUUCUCAUCUCUCUCCUUUCCAUAUACACAGAAAAGGUACUUGGAUAGCUCCUCGAAGAUCUUUUUGGUUGAAAACAUAUUGUUAUUGCUUAAAUUUGCGUUUAUAAACCUGCUCUGGCAACAUGGUGUCAAGAUCUUGCAUAAACUUGGUGGACUUAGCAUCUAGUGACAUGUUUAGUAUCCCUCAAAAUCUAAGAGUACUCCCUCGAGUGAUGACUGUUCCAGGAAUUAUUUCUGACAUUGACGAUGAUAAUGCUUCCUCACCUAUGUCCCGUAAGAAAAAGAUUAUAGUGGCAAAUUUCCUUCCUUUACAUGCUGAAAAGAAUUUGAAAUCUGGAAGGUGGUCCUUCAGUUUUGAUGAGGACUCACCUUUUUUCCAAAUUAAGGAUGGCUUCUCAUCUGAUUUCGAUGUUUUCCACGUGGGGUCCCUGAAGGCUGAUGUAGAUCCAAUAGAACAAGAAGAGGUUGCGCAGAUACUACUUGAGGAAUUUAAUUGUGUGCCCACAUUUCUUUCUUCUGACACCCAGAAGAAGUUCUAUCAUGGGUUUUGUAAGCAAUACCUGUGGCCACUUUUUCAUUACAUGCUGCCCAUCUGCCCAGACCUUGGCAAUCGCUAUAAUGACUUGCAGUGGCGAGCCUAUAUUUCUGCUAAUAAGAAAUUUGCUGAUAAGGUCGUGGAGCUGUUAAAUGCUGAAGAUGAUUAUGUAUGGGUUCACGACUAUCACCUUAUGCUUGUCCCUAUAUUCUUGAGGCGGCGUUUCAAUAGAAUUAAGUUGGGAUUUUUCCUCCACAGCCCAUUCCCUUCAUCAGAAAUAUAUAGGACAUUGCCUACUAGAAAAUUCAUUUUGAAAGCACUUCUAAAUGCAGAUUUAAUUGGUUUUCAUACAUAUGAUUAUGCUAGUCACUUUUUAUCUUGUUGUGGUAGGAUGCUAGGCCUGCACUAUGAAUCACAGCAGGGUCAUAUUGGACUUGAAUAUCUGGGUCGCACAAUAUACAUCAAAAUCUUGCAUGUGGGGAUUCAUAUUGGUCGACUUGAAUCUGCGUUAAAUCAUCCUUCAUCUUCUAUCAAGGUUAAAGAGAUCCAAGAGCAAUUCAAGGGGAAGAAAAUUAUUCUUGGUGUUGAUGAUAUGGACAUAUUUAAAGGUAUCAAUUUAAAAUUAGAAGCCAUGGAACAGCUUUUGCAGAUGCAUCCUGAGUUUUGGGGUAAACUAGUGCUGAUUCAAAUUGUAAAUCCUGCAAGGACCACAGGUAAAGAUGUUGAGGAAGCAAAAAGGGGGAUGUAUAUGAUGACUGAAAGGAUUAAUGAAAAAUAUGGUUUUUUAGACUAUAAACCUGUGAUUUUGAUUGACAGACCUGUACCUCUUCAUGAGAAGACUGCCUAUUAUGCUUUGGCAGAGUGUUGCAUUGUUAAUGCAGUGAGGGAUGGUAUGAACCUAAUGCCAUACAAGUAUACUGUCUGUAGGCAGGGAACUCCAAAGUCGGAUGAAGCUUUGGAAAUGGCCUCUGGGUGCCCACGUACAAGUACACUUGUUGUUUCCGAGUUCAUAGGUUGCUCACCAUCCCUAAGUGGGGCGAUUAGGAUCAAUCCUUGGGAUAUUGAUGCUGUAGCUGAUGCACUGCAUCUAGCCAUCAGUAUGCCUGAAGCAGAGAAGCAGUUGCGGCAUGAGAAGCACUAUCAAUAUAUUAAGUCUCAUGAUGUUGCUUAUUGGGCUCAAAGCUUCAUGCAGGAUUUGGAGCAAGCAUGCAAAGAUCACUAUAGUAAACGCUGUUGGGGCAUGGGCUUCGGUUUGGAUUGUAGAAUAUUGUUCCUUUCUCCAUAUUUUAGGAAGCUAUCUCGUGAACAUAUUUGUUCUGUAUAUAAAAGAACAUCUAGAAGGGCAAUAUUCUUGGACUAUGAUGGCACUGUGGUGCACCGCUCUUCCAUUGCAAACCCCCCCUCUGCUAAAUUCAUUUACCAUCUGAACUGUAUCUGCAAUGACUCUAAAAACACUGUGUUCAUUGUUAGCGGUAGGGGGCAAGACUCUCUGUGUAAAAUGUUUUCGGAAUGCCAAAAUCUCGGUAUCGCAGCGGAGCACGGAUACUUCAUGAGGUGGACUAGAGAUUCCAAAUGGCAGAUCAGUCACCGAGCUGCAGAUUUUGCGUGGAAAAAUAUUGCAGAACCUGUGAUGCAAUUAUAUACAGAGACAACUGAUGGUUCCUAUAUAGAAACGAAGAAAACUGCCUUGGUGUGGCACCAUCAAGAUGCUGCCUCUGAUUUUGGAUCGUGCCAGGCCAAGGAGCUAUUGGAUCAUCUUGAAAGUGUCCUUGCAAAUGAGCCAGUUGUUGUUAUGAGGGGUCAUGAUAUAGUUGAAGUGAAGCCACAGGGAGUCACUAAAGGAUUCGCUGCAGAGAAAGUACUUAGUUCAAUGAUCAGUAAUGGGAAAGUUCCUGAUUUUGUGCUGUGCAUUGGGGAUGAUAGAUCCGAUGAGGACAUGUUUGAAAGCAUAUUGAGCUAUUGUUUAUCACUUGAUGCACCUCCAGAGAUUUUUGAUUGUACAGUUGGUCAAAAGCCGAGCAAAGCUAGGUACUACCUGGAUGAUAUCACAGAUGUUCAUGCAAUUAUUGAAAGUUUGGGAGAUGAAUCCGUGUUUAAAUUGUGGAGAUAAUAAAUCCAAGUUUCUUCGCUCAAUGCUCCUUGAUUUUCCUGAGUAAUGCUAUCCGUGCUCACUUAAUAAGUAGGAUUAGAAGAACAAAGGAUCUGCCAUUGGUGGGUGGACAUUUGAUGCUGACUUUAACGAUUCUUUCCUGUGUUGAACAAGGGGCUUCUCUCGAAGUUGGUUGUCGAGGCGAAGUUUGUGAUGCAGCUCGAGGUUGUUUCUUUCUUUCUUUUCUUUUCUCUUCUAGGAAUGGAAAGAUAAAUGGUAGGGAUAAAUGGCGAAUUAGGUGGCUUCAAGACAAAUGUAGGUUAGGUGAACAGGGAAUAACAUUAAUCUAGUUUACAGAGAGAUUCAGAUGGUGAUGACAGGUUUGUAUACAUGGAAAAGCCAUGGAAGAUGACUUUGUGGCCAUACGAACUGUUAUAUUUAUCUCAAUUAAUGUUUGGUUUGCUUUCAUUUUGGGCAUUGUAAUUAGCAUAAUAUGAAGUUCUAUAUAAUUUUACAGUAA
Pistacia vera is the source of this 3312-nucleotide messenger RNA. Its product is annotated as probable alpha,alpha-trehalose-phosphate synthase [UDP-forming] 9. The transcript is spliced from 5 exons. Gene Ontology annotation, molecular function: catalytic activity. The record is from RefSeq and is a predicted model, not a curated record. Bases 291 to 2813 code for a protein of 840 amino acids. Gene Ontology annotation, biological process: trehalose biosynthetic process. Gene Ontology annotation, cellular component: cytosol. NCBI's taxonomy places the organism in Eukaryota, Viridiplantae, Streptophyta, Magnoliopsida, Sapindales, Anacardiaceae.